Messenger RNA from Oldenlandia corymbosa var. corymbosa, 1684 nucleotides. NCBI's taxonomy places the organism in Eukaryota, Viridiplantae, Streptophyta, Magnoliopsida, Gentianales, Rubiaceae. The record is from the annotation of a GenBank genome assembly.
AUCUUUUUCAAUCUUACAUCCCAUUCUCAUCUUUAUUUUUUUCUUUCCCCCUUUCUUUAAAACCUUAUCAUAUAAAUACAUCCUCUUUUCCCAACUUCCUUUCUCUCAAAUCAAUAAGGACUUUUUGUGUUUGUUGUUCAAGUUUUGGUACCACUCCUCUCCCUCUUACCAAAUGACUACUAGAUACAAAAUACCAUAACCAUAAAACACCAACAAAAACACCAUUGAUUUCCUCUCUCCUUGACUACCCUUUUUUUUUUUUCGUUUUUUGAUACUUGUUUCUCCAUCAAAAUUAUAGAGGGAACAAAGAAAGAAAUAGGGGAAAAAAGGGACAAAGGCCUAUUAUUACUUCUUCUUCUUCUUUUCUUCUAGAGUUGUUCUGUACUAACUUAAUACUACAAGAAAGAAAAAAAGCUUUACUUGAUUUUAGCCCUCCAUUUCUUUGAUGUUUUGAGGGUUAAUUUGGGUUCUAGACAAGAAAGAAGAAACAAGGAAUCAUGGGGCGUUCACCAUGCUGUGAGAAAGCUCAUACGAAUAAAGGGGCAUGGACUAAAGAAGAAGAUCAGCGUUUAAUCAAUUACAUACGUGCUCAUGGUGAAGGUUGCUGGAGAUCUCUCCCUAAAGCAGCAGGGCUGCUUAGGUGUGGUAAAAGUUGUAGGCUUAGAUGGAUAAACUACCUUCGUCCUGAUUUGAAAAGAGGAAACUUUUCUGAGGAAGAAGAUGAGAUCAUUAUCAAGCUUCAUAGUCUUCUAGGCAACAAAUGGUCAUUGAUAGCUGGAAGAUUGCCUGGAAGAACAGACAAUGAGAUCAAGAAUUAUUGGAAUACGCAUAUUAAGCGAAAACUCAUUAGCCGUGGGAUUGACCCUCAAACUCACCGGCCGAUGAAUGGAACUGCAGCCGCGGCCGUUGCUGCCACGGAUACUUCCUCAACCCAGCAACCUAAAACCAUCCCAUCCAACAACAUUUGCCUAGACUUCAGAAAUAUUACAUCCUUUCCCCAGAAGCCCAUUUUCGCCGUGGCAGGGGAUGAUCAAAUCGGGAAGUUUAAAGAUACUAUCAUCAAAACAAGGGAAUCAUCCGUUGAUGACACGAAAUGUAGCAGUGGCACAACGGAGGAAACCCUCACGCCGCGAGAACAAGUGGUGAAAGUCGAACAGAACGAGGACGUGUGGGGUGGCGGCAUUGAUCUUGAGCUGUCCAUCGGACUUCCGCAGCCCAAGUUGUCUACUGGUAUUAACUUCAGUUCAUCGUUUAGUUCCGCGGAUUCUAAGGCUUUCACCGGUAUCUGGGCCGCCGCCACCGCACCACCGCAGCCGGUGGCGAUGACCAACGGAGCAGUUGUGACAAAUCUAGUGUGUUUAUGUUGGCAACUUGGACAUAAAAGUGGUCAGCUAUGUAGAAAUUGUGAAGUGGCAAAUGGUGUAUACAGAUACCGUUGAACAAUUUUAAAACAAUGUUAUUAGUAGUACAACUUUCUUUUUUGAGGUGCAUUAGUUAUAUAUAAGUAGUGGUACCUUGGUAGAUAUCAUGUAAUGAAAUCCCCAAUCAUAGAACUUGUUAAUUUUGGCACUCACAUAAAAGUGAAAUCACGAGAUUAUGAAAGAAAAAAAAAAUUGAGAAAUGAGAAUUUAUGGAGGUUAAUUUUUUUCUUUUCUCUGGGAGCCCUUUUGAGUUUUGACGCGAG